This is a messenger RNA of Lycium barbarum (goji berry), 1301 nucleotides long. RefSeq names its product tetraspanin-20. The record is from RefSeq and is a predicted model, not a curated record. Bases 168 to 929 code for a protein of 253 amino acids. The transcript has 6 exons. NCBI's taxonomy places the organism in Eukaryota, Viridiplantae, Streptophyta, Magnoliopsida, Solanales, Solanaceae. Gene Ontology annotation, cellular component: membrane.
AGGAAAAAAAAAACAAAAACACAAAAAGAGAAAAACAAAGAACGUUUUGCCAGCUCAAUCAUCAGUUUUUGCUUGGCCAAAAAUGUAAAAAACCAUGAAGAAACCAUAGAGAAGUCAAUUCUUGGAGAAAUUAUUAGGGUUUUUCUGUAUAGAAUCGUAGAAGAGAAAUGUCAACGUCAUGUUGCCAAGGUCUCUUAGCAUUUGUUUUGAAAUUCCUCAAUUUCUUACAAACCUUCAUUGGGAUUUCCAUUAUCAUUUACUCUGCUUAUAUGCUUAACCACUGGCAACAUCACCACAACCUUCAUGAUGCCCAAUUCUCCAAUUUGGCCUCAAUUGUAGCUUUUGAAGAUGGCUAUCAGUUUAAUAAAAAUUCGCUUCCAGCUCCAUGGUUUAUCUAUGCAUUCAUGGGAAUUGGUAUCAUCUUAUGUUGUAUCACUUGUAUAGGGCAUGUUGGUGCUGAAGCUGUUAAUGGAUGUUGCCUUUGCUUUUACUCUUUGCUUAUGACGGUUUUUGUACUCCUGGAAAUAAGUCUGGUAUCAUUUAUUGCACUUGAUCGCCGUUGGGAGAAGGAUCUUCCAAUGGACCCAACUGGAGAACUUCACAGCCUCCGCACCUUUAUCGAACAAAAUAUGGAUAUUUGUAAGUGGAUUGGCAUUGCUGUCAUUGUAAUCCAGGCAUUCUCCUUAUUUCUCUCAAUUGUUCUUAGAGCUUUGGUUAGCCCUAGAAUAAACCAUGAUAUGGAGGGAGAUUAUGAUGUUAUUGGAAGAACAAGGGAGCCACUGAUUGAUCCACAUUUAAGCCAAACAUCUGUGUUAGCUAAAGGUGAUGGAAGAGGUGGCCAUUCGGACAUUUGGAGUUCACGGAUGAGGGAAAAGUAUCAUUUGGAUGGAGAAGGUAGGCAGCAUAUACCAAGCCAAAACCCAUCAUGAGGAUAGUAAGAAAACACAGAGGACGUUGAAUCUCAUGGAAUAGAGAAACUGGCAACAUGCGUGAGUAUGAAACCUUGUUCAAUGAUUGUGUACCAUAAAUUCUAAACCUUUCAUUUGCUGUCUGUUUAUGUAAGGGCAUUGUACAUAUGUCUGCAGAAAGCAUACUGAUUUAGACAUUGCAAGGCUGGAAUGCAUAGAAAUGCAUAUCACCUUUGUUGAUUGGUCUUGUUAAUAGGGCGUUUCCUUUGUUGGGAAGCCCUUUACCAGAGUGCAUUUCUAGGUUGGAGUCAUAGUGAAAUUUGAUCUCUUUUUAAUUCUUCCAGGUGUAGCAACAAUUGUGUAUUGAGUCUCAAUGCAUGGUUUUUCAAGCUA